Molecule: messenger RNA, 1743 nt
Organism: Durio zibethinus
Lineage: Eukaryota; Viridiplantae; Streptophyta; Magnoliopsida; Malvales; Malvaceae
Product: vacuolar protein sorting-associated protein 55 homolog
Biological process (GO): late endosome to vacuole transport via multivesicular body sorting pathway
Cellular component (GO): endosome
Source: RefSeq, a predicted model, not a curated record
AUAAAUCAGCAAAUAAAAGCGACUCUUUUUUUUUUUUGGACAAAAAGCAACUCCCAAUUUAGUUUUCAUUACACAUUGUCUUUCUAAAAUAUUCUUUAAUAUAACUGUAAUUAACACACAAGUGCUGACUCUGUUCCAUGUCUGCACCCAGACAAACACCCAAAUUCUCUAGUUGAUUCCUAAUGAGUUCACUACAGAACCCAAUGCAAUCAAAACCCUAAAUUCCCCAAAUUUCCAUCAACACUCUCUUCUCAGAUCUACCUGUCCUGGGCUGGGGAGGGGAAUUAAGAAUAUAUUCAUUUCAGGUGCUCUCUAUGAGGUGAGACAGGUUAUGAUGGCAGACUUACCGAGUUAUCUGCGCAACUGCUUGCACGCUGGAAAACUUGCAGUUUUGGCUAUUUUAGUUUCAUUAGGGAUUGUAUUGCAAAUCUUGGCCUGUGCUCUGUACAAUAAUUGGUGGCCAAUGCUGACUGUAAUAAUGUAUGUGCUUCUUCCAAUGCCUGUGCUGUUCUUUGCGGGCUCUAAUGGUUCUUCUCUUUUUUCUGAAUCUGACAACAAUAGUUGGGUCAAUGCAACAAAGUUCUUGACUGGAGCUUCUGCAGUUGGAAGCAUUGCUAUACCAGCUAUCCUAAAGCAUGCUGGAGUUAUUGGUUGGGGAGCAUUGGCGAUGGAACUUUCAUCUUAUUUCAUAUUUGUAUUAGCCAUAAUGUGUUAUAUUCGAAUGAACGGUGAUGAUGAUUACAGUUUCCUCUGAAAGAUGACUGAUUCGGUUCCCACCGUCAAUCAUGUAAAGCAAUGUCAACGUUAGUUCAGACGAGGCUAUUUCUUUCCUGUUUUGACAAGCCUCGUUUCCAUGUUUGUUCUUGUAGAGCGAUGGAGUGAUGUUUUUUUAGGGUCCAUGUAAUGAGUGCCAGUAUUGUGUUUGAACAUUUAUUACACCAAAAUUGAGAAAACUACAUUUGUGAGAUCGAUCUUGCUUUAGAUUUAAAAUAUGAUGGGGUGGAAGAAUGAAGAUUUGCCGGUAUGCUUUUUUUCUAGGGAAAACCUACUUUGAAUUCCCAGAAUUGUCUUAAUCAGUGAUUAAAAGUUCUCUUUAAAGAAUGUAUUAAGCAUGUUCAGGUGGUAAGUAGCUUCUGUCAUAGCCAACUAUACUACAAGUCUACAACUAUACACCAUUUCCUCAUCAUUUUGUUUAUGUACAUUGCUGACAAUUAACACUCAUGCAAGUACCGGAUAACAAACAUCAAGGUAUAUUGUUGGAUGAUGAAAAUGAUGAGUUCGAAGAAACUGGUUCCAAAAACGACAUUGUCACGGACUUUGGAGCAUAUUCACUAAAGUUGGUUUGAUCAAGCAAGAUAGAAGUACGUGCUGUGAAACCAAUUACUCAGGAAACAAUGUGAAUAUAAUGAAUUUGCGAGAGAGGCUAUUCAACUUGAAGAGCCAUUAGACAUAGCGGAGGAUAUGGCAGCCUUCAGGUUUUAAUUAGGGGUCCUGAAUCUUCUGAAAUGUAUGAAUACCCUGUAGUUAUGAGAUAAAAGUAAAACAAUUAUGACCUUGGUUUUACUUUCCUUUAAUUAACCUUCACCUUCCAUGAUCAUAAGCCAGAAAUCUUUUUCAUUGUAGAGCUCCAUUUGACAUGGUGUUUAAUAACAAUAGCAUUUCUCAAGUUAAAAGUUACAUUUAACAGCAAACGCAAUGCCAAAUGAAGUUCAACAAAUAAAAUAUUUUGGCAGUCAAAUUGCC